AUGGUGUCACGCAACCAGUCUUUGCUGGAUGAGUACGCCAAGUAUGCCUGCGGAGAUGGCAGGGACUACUUUCUGACGGACCCAACCCGAAGCCUGCACGCCGAACUGGCACCCCUGGAGGCUGGAUGCAUCAACAUGCAUCACCGGUGGGCGACGGUCAAGAUGACCUUCGCAUCGAAUGCUAGCCAUGGCGAGUACCUGUACAGGGACUGCCCGGAGAGCUGUUUGGAGGAGGAGUUCUGGCACAAGCUGCCCACGCAAGUCGUAGACCACGACCUGCUGGUGCUCCCAAGCAUGCGCGAGCCACCGGGGAUGGAGUACCAGCACGCACUCCUCGACUUCCUGCCGCCGGCCUGGACAGUGCUUGACCUGCUUCGGAACUCCUCCACGAAGUUGGUGGUCUUCUCGCCGUUUCAGCGGCGUCUGCUGGCCACCCUCGGCUUUCCCAGCGAACAGGUCCUGGAAGUUCCCCUCACGGACGACCGACCCGCACUCCUGCUAUGCGCGCAGAGGGGCCGGACAAUGCAUCUCUGGCGCGUCGGCGGCUCGCGCAGCUCGGGGAGCUCGGGAGCGCUCCCGAGCCAUCCCUACCAGGACGGCCGGUUCGAUGGAGACCUCUGGCACCGGCUCAUCGACUUCCAGGUGGGACCAGAAAUCUCCGAUGCCAUCGCGCAGUACAAUGGCUUCGCGGAGAGAAGUUUUUGGGAGCCGCGGCUGGUGGUGUUUUUGCAGCGUUGCACCGACCACCGGGCCCUGGAGAACGAGCAGAGGGCCCUUGAGGCAAUCAGCCGGGCCUUGUUGAAGUCAAAUCGGACAGAGGAGCUGCUCUCAAUUUGCACAGGCCGUGAGGACUUCUUGGAGCAGGUCCAGAAGGUCCGACAGGCGCGGCUCAUCAUCGGCGAACAUGGAGGGGCGAUGGCCAACACGGUCCUAGCGCGCUCCGAUACAGGUGUUAUCGAGCUUGUUGCCGAUGCCGCAGCCCAGAAGGGCAUGGAAGGACCGUGGCCACCUUACAAAAGUUACUUCUACGGCGGACUUGGGGCAGCCUUCCCCUUCUACCGAGUGGUCCUCUAUGAAGCCGACCCGCGCGGCAAGCUCUGGGUUCGUUUGGACGACCUGCAGACAGCCGUCACCGACUUCCUGAACCGACUCGGCUAG
This is a messenger RNA of Symbiodinium natans, 1158 nucleotides long. The record is from the annotation of a GenBank genome assembly. NCBI's taxonomy places the organism in Eukaryota, Dinophyceae, Suessiales, Symbiodiniaceae.